Molecule: messenger RNA, 2211 nt
Organism: Ceratitis capitata (Mediterranean fruit fly)
Lineage: Eukaryota; Metazoa; Arthropoda; Insecta; Diptera; Tephritidae
Product: sodium/potassium/calcium exchanger 4-like
Exons: 6
Coding region: 209-2110 (633 amino acids)
Biological process (GO): calcium ion transmembrane transport; intracellular calcium ion homeostasis
Cellular component (GO): membrane
Molecular function (GO): calcium, potassium:sodium antiporter activity; calcium channel activity
Source: RefSeq, a predicted model, not a curated record
UAGGAGCAGCAGGCUAUACGUGCGUGCUGGCCACGAAGUCACAGAUAAGCAAAAAAGAAAAUCUGGUGAAGCGGAAACAAGAAAAGUGGUUGUGCUUUCAAACAAAGAAUAUAUAUAUUUUAUUUUUUGGAAUUUUAACAAAGUUAAAUUUUUACUUAUAUAAACAUAGAAGUAAAAAAGUUCUGCAUAUUUUUGUUUAUAACGAAUAAUGAACGAAAAUUUACUAACAGAAUGUGAAAGUCGAACUUUCGGUAAAACAAAUAAUUGCGUGCAAACGAAAUUAAAUCAAAAGAAAUUGUGGCUAAAGCUACGUUUUUUUAUUUAUAUUGGCGUAAUUUUCUUAUUUUACGUAAAUUAUUUGUGGUCUGGCGGUGCAGGAAAAGAGAACGUGCCACCCAAACAAUAUCAUUCCAAUAGACAGUUACUCAGUUUUGUGAGCACAAGUACUGUUGGCUUGGAGCAGCCACAAGAAGUUGUGCACACAACAAAAGCACAUUAUUACAACAAUCAUCCGGUUGAGCAGACAUCAUUAGCAGACGUGACCCAGCCAGCCGUAGUAGAGAAAGGAGCAGAACUCACGUUCCGCACACCAACAGAUAACAGAACUGUAAAUUGUACCGCGCCCGCAAUUUUGCAGUUUCCGACUGAUGGUCUGACACGCAUACAGCGUCAACAUGGCUGGAUAAUAAUUCAUAUUCUAUUGGCGUUCUAUUGCUUUUGGCUGUUGGCGGUAAUUUGCGAUGAUUAUUUUCUACCCGCCAUCGAGUUGAUAUGCCGAGCUCUACAUAUGCAAGCCGAUAUUGUUGGCGCCACACUUUUUUUUAUUGCCACAUCAAGUCCCGAACUCUUUAUGAAUUGCGUUGGUACAUUUGUGACAAACGGUGACAUUGGAGUUGGUACGAUAGUGGGCUCGUCUGUUUUUAAUUUGCUCGCAGUGCCGGCAUGUUGUGGACUCUUUCUCGGGCAACAAUGCAAUCUGCGCCUGGACUGGUGGCCGGUGAGCCGAGAUUGCUUGAUGUAUUGCAUGUCCGUGUUAGCAUUGAUAGCAACGAUCUGGGAUGGUAUGGUGAUGUGGUAUGAAUCGUUGUUGCUCUUUUUGGCCUAUUUUAUUUAUAUGACAGUGAUGUACUACAACGAUCAGGUGGCACGCACGGCUCGUCGUCUCGUCUCACGUUAUCGCCGCAAACUACAUUACGUUCGAUCCUGCCAUGAAAUAGGCGAAUUAACGCCACUUACUGGUCACUAUCAUACUUGUGCCAGUGUUGUCAGCUAUACCUUAGCUACAUGUGGGAACAAUAUCAACAAUUGCGUUUCAAGCACGAAUCUUAUACGAUUUUAUUUAUCCAACUCAUCAACGCCGCUGCACUCGAAUUCUGAUGAUAUUGAGAGAUGUCACACUUCGCAAAAUGGCUGCAGCAGUCAUACUGUAGUUUCGGAACACAGCUGCGAAGAAGAAAGUUUUGAUAGUUCAACAAACUAUGCAGAUGUACCAUGGCAACGAGUUGAUCUAUCUUUACCAGUAUUCAUUUUACGUUGGCCCAUCACAUUUUUGCUGUAUAUAACAUUACCGGAUAGUCGAAAGCAUCCGCAAGCUAAAUACCUCGCAUUCACUGGAUCGAUUUUAUGGAUUGCAGUGGUCUCCUAUAUAGUGGCUUAUGUGAUUACUAUAAUAGGGGACACACUCAAUAUACCAGACUCUGUAAUGGGUCUCACCAUACUGUCCGCCGGUAUGAGCAUACCUGAAGCAGUCUCAAGUAUCAUUGUGACUAAGCAAGGACUCAGCGCAAUGGGCAUUAGUAAUGCCAUCGGUUCGAAUACAUUCGAUAUCCUUCUCUGUCUUAGCGUACCAUGGUUUAUUAAAGCAUACUUCCUUCCCAAUCAACCGGAUGAGUUAUGGGUUGCACUCAACUCUAAUGGCCUUACAUUUUCUGUUAGUUUUCUACUCGCAUCUGUUAUUUGUCUAUUUCUAACAUUGCUAAUGGGACGCUUCAAGUUGAAUCGCAAAAUAGGUUGGAUUUGUGCUGUUAUGUAUAUUUGCUUCAUUACUUGUGCUGCACUGAUCGAACUCAAUGUAUUCUUUCCGGUUAACUUGCCGGUAUGUGACCACUGAUAAUCCGAGAAGACAGAGAUAGAGAUCGACUUGCGACUUAUUAUAUCGAUAACAGCAAGCCAGGGCACUUCAUUUAAAUAAAAAUUCAUUGAAAAUUAACU